CUUUAAUAACUAAAACAGUGUUUGACUAGUUAAGUUAUUUUAGUGCUUAAUUAUAAUAGGACGUUCUUUCAAUAUACAAGUGCCCCACAUUAAAAAGUAGUUAAUACGAAAGUUUUUAUUUUGCAUUGUAAUUCUAUUGGCUUAAAAUGCACGCGUUAAGCUUAGUGUUAUUUAUAUGUGUUUUAUUUGUAAAUGGAAAUGAUAACGAGAGUGCGAGCGAGCAUUCAUUGGAGCUGACCCAGUCCCUAAACUUGGCGCGUCAGGAACUUAUACAAGAGACGUGCGGUCGACUCUCAAUGAAAGGGGGUCUCGAUGAUUUGUUGCCCAGUCAGCUGGAACACAUUUUGGUCGAUGAUGAUCACAAACUCCUCUACUGUUAUGUACCAAAGGUAGCAUGUACAAACUGGAAAAGAAUACUCAUGAUAUUAGAAGGAAAAUGGAACAAUACAGAUGUUCUAUCCAUUCAGGCAGGUCUUGCUCACACUCCUGGAAUGUUCAAAAAUCUCAGUUCUGUUUCCAAGGAAGAUAGAGAUAAUAUGCUAGAGAAUUAUCAUAAAAUGAUUAUAGUAAGGAAUCCGUUUGAGAGACUGUUAUCAGCAUACAGAAAUAAAUUGGAAGGUAAUCUACCGAGUGCUAGGUAUUUUCAAGAUCGCGUCGGAAAGAGGAUCAUUAAAGCAUUCCGAGAGAACCCAUCCAACGAGUCCCUGGAGUACGGACAUGAUGUCACGUUCAAAGAGUUUGUGCUGUUCCUCACGAAUAAGUCGAAGGAACUCGCGGAUGUCGUCAACAACGAACAUUGGCAGCCGAUCACGAAUCUCUGCCAUCCGUGCCUUAUAAAAUAUACUUUAGUUGGUAAAUAUGAAACUCUCGUUGACGAUGCCCUACUAGCUCUCCAUACUAUAAACGCAUCGCACAUACAGUUCCCGCGUCUUGCCCACACAUCGGGUACAUCAGAAAAGCUACGCAAUUACUUCUCCCAACUCGACCUACCUCUUAUAAGGAAACUGUACAAGCUUUAUAAGUACGAUUACAAAAUAUUUAAUUACGAUCUUGAUAAUAUAGUGGGAUUCGAUCUCGGAUAGAUUUGUCCGUAUCUGAGAUGAUUGUCAUCUUUGAUUAUUUUUAUAUAUGGAUAAAGAUGUCUCCUUUUCCGAUCAUUUGAUCGAAGGCUGUGUUAGCAUAGUAUUCGAAUGGCUUAAUGAAAUGAAACUGUUUUACCAGUGAAAUUCUAUACAUGGCAUAUACUAGAAAGUUUUUAGAUACAUAAUUUACUGUAAAUCGUGUAUAGAACUUUAUAAAGACCGUAGGAAUAAAUGAUUUCUAUUAAAGUUUAUAGAGUAACGUAUUGAUCAACAAAAUAAGGGCAAUAUAUACGAACUUUUAUUUGUUUUGUUUAAAAGUUGAUGAAGUGCCUUAAUAAUCAAAAUCAAGACAAUAAAUACAAGAAUCUUGAAGUGUAACAUAAUAUGUUUAUGUAAUCUGUAUUUUUUGAAGUCAUAGCGACUUUAGACCUUGAUUUGAAUUGUCAAUAGAUAACGCUUUUGUGACGAUGUUAAAACAAUUUUGUAUGUGCGUCAUAAUCGUUUCACCGGGGAGAUCAUAAAGUAUUUCAUUUUGAAUGAAAAACCCAAGUUUCUGUUUAGAUGCUAGGUCAAAUAUAUAUUUUUUAUAUUGUACAUUUAUCUGUAUUUAUAUUUUUUUAUAAAUAUAUACAGUUGUAGUACAUAAUUUAUUGUUGUAUGUAAUUUAAGUACAAUUAUUGUUAGCUUUAUAUCAUUACUAAUGAUAAACUAAGGCAUACAUUAUGUUAUUAUUCUGUACAUAGUAGAGAAUAAAGAUGGUAAGUAGAUUUUAUUUAUUAUAUUUAAUUAAUUAAUUAAUUAAAGAAGAUUGUUACUGUGAUCUUUGUGUCCGUGUCAUAUUUCUUUUCAAAGAACUUCGUACUGUUUUUGUGUACAUUUAGUUAUUUCACCUCAUCACCUCAAAGGACCUUGAUUUAUAAUCAAAAUAAAUUCCUAUAUUAUUUA
This is a messenger RNA of Melitaea cinxia (Glanville fritillary), 2027 nucleotides long. Its product is annotated as carbohydrate sulfotransferase 11. Gene Ontology annotation, molecular function: sulfotransferase activity. The transcript is spliced from 4 exons. Lineage: Eukaryota; Metazoa; Arthropoda; Insecta; Lepidoptera; Nymphalidae. The record is from RefSeq and is a predicted model, not a curated record. Gene Ontology annotation, cellular component: membrane. Bases 147 to 1082 code for a protein of 311 amino acids. Gene Ontology annotation, biological process: carbohydrate biosynthetic process.